Homalodisca vitripennis (glassy-winged sharpshooter) is the source of this 3366-nucleotide messenger RNA. Its product is annotated as arrestin domain-containing protein 3-like. The coding region runs from base 18 to 1619 and encodes 533 amino acids. The transcript is spliced from 7 exons. Lineage: Eukaryota; Metazoa; Arthropoda; Insecta; Hemiptera; Cicadellidae. Gene Ontology annotation, cellular component: cytoplasm. The record is from RefSeq and is a predicted model, not a curated record. Gene Ontology annotation, biological process: protein transport.
AUAAGAAUUUAUUAGAGAUGGGAAUAGAAAAUUUUAAGAUUGUAUUAGAUAUCCCAAAUGCUGUUUACUAUGCCGGUUCUGUAGUAUCUGGAAAAUUACAAUUUCGUUUGAAUAAACAAACACAAAUAAGAGGUGUAAAACUUCAUUUUCUUGGAGAAGCUAAAGUUUCGUUCAAGAGUUUAUAUAAAACAUCCAGGAGUGGCGAAAAUCCGAAACAUGAGGUGGUUACCUUUUGUGCUUCUGAAGAAUACUUUUCCAUAAUGUACUACCUCCUGGGUAGCUCUAACAGUGAAAUGCAGCUACUGCCAGGAGAAUAUGUGUAUCCAUUUACCACGACUCUGCCGACUAUACUGCCUUCGUCUUUUGAGAGUGAACAUGGCAAAAUUCGAUAUUUCAUUAAAGCUAAAGUAGAAAUCCCCUGGGGUGUUGAUUUCAAAGUGGAGAAAACAUUCAGCAUUAAGACUAAUGUUGAUCUCAACAACAUCGCAGAAGCUAAGAAGCCAAUAAAACGACAAGUGGAAAAGACGUUCUGCUGCAUGUGGUGUCGCUCGGGCCCUCUGACGAUGGUCCUGAACUUGCCACAAGCUGGAUAUGUGCCAGGCCAGAACAUCCCUGUGAUCCUGGAGGUGGACAAUGCAAGUAACGUGGAUGUAGACAAUGUUGUCAUAAAGUUACAGAAGGUUAUCAAAUGGAAGGCUAGUGUACCUGAGAGUAAAACGAAGACAGACAUUGUGGACCUGGUGGAACUCUCUAUUGGCGGUGUCCGCGGCAAAGGCUCAAAGACAUUCACUCAACAAUUUUCAGUUCCUGUGGUCCCUGUAUACAGCCUGCACCCUUGUUCCAUUAUGACAUGUGACUAUAUUUUCAAGGUGAAAGCAGAAACAGGUAGCUGCCAUGUUAAUCUGACCCAAGAAGUGCCUGUGUUUCUGGGCACUGUGCCAGUGUACAAGAAUGGAGAAGCACCUCCUGUAGAUUCCUCCGAAUCAUUACAACAGUCUCACAAAGCCACUAUGCCUAUGACACAACCACCCUUCAAUCCUUCCAUGCCAACAACACAACAGCCAUUCAAUCCUUCUAUGCCGACAGCACAACAGCCAUUCAAUCCUUCUGUGCCGACAGCACCACAGCCAUUCAAUCCUUCCAUGCCGAACGCACAACAGCCAUUCAAUCCUUCCAUGCCGACAGCACAACAGCCACUCAAUCCUUCUAUGCCGACAGCACAACAGCCAUUCAAUCCUAUGCAGACAGCACAACAGUCAUUCAAUCCUUCUAUGCCGACAGCACAACAGCCAUUCAAUCCUUCUUUGCUGACAGCACCACAGCCAUACAACUAUGUUAUGCCGACAGCACCACAAUCAUUCAAUCCUUCUACACCGAUGGCACAACAACCUUUCAACCCUUCUGUGCAGAUGGCACAACAACCUUUCAAUCCCUCGAUGCCGAUGACACAGAACUCAUCUGAUCCUUUCCAAAUGCCUCCUUUCAAUCCUCAAAUGUAUGUGGCACAAUCUACCUCAAAUCCUUCAGCAGAAUUUUCCUCCAGCUAUCUCACUCCCUUGUUGCCAAAACCAAUCAUGCCCAUGACUCACCCACCCAAUCAGGGCGGCAGGACCCAAUAAGGACUUAUUACUGAUGCUCAAACUGUUGCUCCUUAAAUCACGGAUGCCUUUGGAUGCCUUGAUUUCUGUAAUAUGUAAUUAAGUGCAUACUGGAAUGAAAGAUUUCCUAUAAGUUAGAGUACUUGAAAUGCUGAUUCUAUGAGGUUUGUUCAAGAAGUAUAAAGAUUGUGUUUUUAUCUCUAGUGAGCAUCAACUUUCAACUUAGUUCUUUCCUGAGCUAUUUACCUAAUUUUGUGAAUCUAUGUUAAUUAGUUCUGAUUUAACGAUUAACAGAAAUGUUUUAUUUUAGUGCACAUCAGCAUGUUCUUUCUGUUUUGAUGUUGUUCUAAUAUUAUCUAAAACUUGUAAGGACUCUACGAAAAGUUAAUACUAUUUUUUAGUCAAAAUUCUAUAAGUAGUAUGCAAGAGCUCUAGAUGAAUGAAAACUUACAAGAGGCUUGGCAAAGUCACAGUAAAACGGAUGUAAUAUUGGCAGUUUAUUUUAUUGAUAAGACAUUAUUCUUUAUAAAUUUAUCUCUGUGGAACAAAAGUCAGUUAUGGAUACUAUACAAUUUUGUGGACUAUAAGACACGGAGAGACUAUUAGUUGAAAAAGGUAACAAAAUUAAUGUAUUAAUGCAGAAUCUGCCAGCUGUCAUAAUAAUAGUAUGACUUGUUCAAUAUUUUUGGCUAAACUUAAAUAUAAAUACUAUUUAACUCACCCAGUAUUUCUACUUGCGACUUUUUUGUUCUCAAAAGUUGAACGUUCACUAAAAGUUCUCAAGUUUCAAUGUGUUGAGGAAAUUCACCUAAAUGCAACAGAACAUUUUCUGCAGUUGUACAAAUUUAAAUCACGGUUUAAGCAAUAAAAACUGCACUGGAUUUUAUGUGGCAUCACAGGAGUACCUAAGUCAAACCGUUCAUUCAUAAUUAUUUCAGUCCUGAUACUUUUUGAACAGAACUCGUAUAUUGCAGUAUCAAAAUAUGCCCGUUCGAUUUGAACUGACCACUGGUGUGGGAAUUUGUUUCUUCAUCAUAUACAUAUUAGCCUAUAAUCAGUGUCAUAGUUAAUCUAGUCUUUGGUAAUCAAUAAAACUCGCAUUGUCAUAUUUUGUUUAUGACAUCUUUACUAAUCGAAUAAUUUUAUAGGAACUUAAAACCAAAUGUUGCAAUGGGAAUAUAAGGUGUAUUUUUAUAAGUAAGUACUGUUUCAAUUUAACAGUAUAAAAAAGUCACUUUUUGUAAAAAUUGUAUUUUUAUAUGAAAGCAUAUACUUUUGUAAAUAAUUGCAACCAAUAUUAACUUUUUAUAUAAAACAACAACCUUUUGUUUAGUGUUUUGAUAGAAAUUUGAUAGAAAAUAUAUUAGAAUACAAACAAUCAUACUAUUUGGAAAUAUUGGUAUUUUACAAUUCAAUUUACUGUACAAGAUGUUUCUUCAGCCAUUUUUAUCAACAAUACACACACUAUUGUGGUGUCAGUAUUUAAAUUGUAUUUUUAUAAUUUCCCCAGUUACUUUAAUAAUGUUGUUGAAUAAAUUUAUCAUACUGAAGUAAUUUUUGGUAAGUGAAUUUUGAAUCAAAAGUUUUUGUGAUAUUUCUGAUAGUUAGUGCAGUAUAGAUAAAACUGAUGUGUUUAAUCAAAGUAUUACUUUUUACUUGAAUGAUUACUUGAAUGAGUGAUUUAACGAGAAAACCCAGCAAUAUUUUACGUUAAUUUUAAUGUCAUGUAAUAUUUGUCAGUGUAAUAUAUAUAUAUAUAUAUAUAUAU